Symsagittifera roscoffensis is the source of this 2112-nucleotide messenger RNA. RefSeq names its product steroid hormone receptor ERR2-like. Lineage: Eukaryota; Metazoa; Xenacoelomorpha; Acoela; Convolutidae. Gene Ontology annotation, biological process: regulation of transcription by RNA polymerase II. The transcript has 2 exons. Gene Ontology annotation, cellular component: chromatin; nucleus. The record is from RefSeq and is a predicted model, not a curated record. The coding region runs from base 337 to 1530 and encodes 397 amino acids. Gene Ontology annotation, molecular function: nuclear receptor activity; zinc ion binding; estrogen response element binding.
UUUAAACACGCUCAUAAACUUAAGCAAAAAAGGUGUGUGCUUCAUUGACAGUUGGAAAUUUUUGAAUAAAUCUGUGAACUUAGUCGACCUCAAAACUACAAGAGAAAGAAAACUUACAAUCAAUUUCUGGCUUGAUUCAUUUGAUCGCGUCAUUAUAUUAAAAAGAGAGCCAACUAAUCUAUCAGCAAAACUGAAUCAAACUACGUAAUUAGAAUAAUCACUUCAUAGCAACUUAUUGGUACCUCCUAACGUCAGUCUCUCCAAGCUACAUCUGCCAAGCAGUAUCCCUCUAGCAACUGAAGUGCCACGGCUAGAGUCCUAACAAGUUAGCUUAAAAUGGAGCCGGACGACACAUUCGAAUUGGAAACUGAGUUCGAGCAGGACGAGAAAAUUUACUGUGGUGAAGAUUUUCGGAAAGCGGAACCUCCCCUUUGUAAAGUGUGUGGGGACUUAGCUUCCGGAAAGCACUAUGGCGCAUUGUCUUGCGAGGGAUGCAAAGCCUUCUUCAAAAGGUCUAUCAAACGCAAACCUACUUCCAAGUGCAAGCAACUAUUGACCAGAGCACAGAAACCUCCGAUACGGAUAGUGAAUGGUGAAAAAAGAUGUCUGAUUGAGAAAAAAACCAGAAACGACUGUCAGAAAUGCAGAUACGAUCUAUGUCUCGAAGUGGGAAUGAGUAAAAAUAAUUUGACUAAGUACAGACACAAUGACGAAAAAAAAACCAAAACGCCAGAUUCAGAUUCAACCCCUUUCACUGGCUCUAAAUGUUCAGAAAGUCCAGAAGAUUCAGACCUCUCGGAAAAAAACUUAAAUGAGAAUGCACUGAGUGCCGAUGACUUGCAAUUGAUUGAAGAUCUCACAGGAAUUGAAGCUGAUAAGAUUCCGGAAGACCAUCCCAUGCCAGAUAUAGCAGACGGCGAGAUACCAUCUUCUGUCAAUCAUGAAAAAGCGGUUCUGUAUCUGUCGGGUUUCGAUGAGCAAAAUUACGUAACUCAAUGGGCUCAAAAAGUUCCAGACUUUGCCCAAAUUCCACAAGAUGACCAGAAAACCAUUCUGAAGAAAUGUUUCCUGGACAUCCUUAUUCUUAGACUUGCAUGGCGCUCUGCUCCGCAUGACGAGAAAAUACGCUUCACCAUCGGGAGGUUAAUAUCUAAGGAGGAGGGUCAGCGAAUCGGCCUGGACAUGGAUCUUUUUGCUAUGACCUUAUUCUUUAUCCGACAUAUUAAAUCAAUUGGUUUGGACAUAGUUGAAAUCUCCCUGCUCCAGGCCAUACUUCUGACCUUUGCACGGCGCGACAGCAUACAGAACAGCAGCCAAAAAAUAGCAACUGGCAUCCAAAAUAGAGUAAUGAGAACUCUAUGCUCUUAUGUGAAGAGCUAUUAUCCGACUCAACCACUACGAUACUGUAAAAUCAUCCAGCUCAUUUCGUCAAUUCACGGAGUGAGUCUCAAAGCGAUGGACGAUUUCCUAACCGACGCAAUCAAUGGUACCAUAAUGCUCAACGAAAGCGUUUGUUCCAUGGUUACAUAACUAAAUAUUACGCAACUCUUGACGCAAUCUGUUCGGCAAAUUAUGAUUUUCUUGAUGCUAACGUUGUCAGUGACGAAGUAUCGCGAAUGCAUUAAUCAGAUAGUGCUCUACCCUUAUUGAAAGUGCUCCAAGAGAGCUUCUUGUCUGGUUGAUCUAAUUAAACAUCUAAAAAUCAGCAAUACUAUCGCGCCCAUUCGAAUAUUUUUAAGGAAAAAUUUAUCCACGCUUCUUUAACUUCUUAUCAACCAAUUGUGUGUGUUUUUCCAUUCCCGAAAAACCAAAUGGCAGUUUUCAAGCUACUUAACACUAUAUCAAAAACUCCAAAAUACGCUGUUCUAGCCCAAUAUCCAAAACACGGUGUUUUAGCUCAACAUUUAUACGUUUUCCUCUGCAGUAAUUUUUUGGUCUAAAUGGGGUCUUCUUUGUGUUUUUGGAGAACUCUGAAUUCUGAUUGGCUAACAUGACUUUCGGCAAUUUGUUCCUUUCGGCUACUUGUUUCUUGUCUCAGGCAUGACGGAUUACCUCUCUGCUUUUUGCAUCCUUGAAAUUGGAGGUCUUCUUUUUUGUUACAAACAGAGUAUC